GUCAAUGGGUUUGUGUUUCUUCAUAGAGUGUUUUGAGAGGUACUGGUUAGCAUUUGGAGACAUGUGUUGUCGUGUUUCUUUACUGUAGUCCGGCUCUUUUCUUUUUCCUCCGUAUUAGUUAAACCUGGUUCAGACACAAUGCGGCCUUUGUACGUUGCCAUUAUUCUUUUUUGGGCCGCCAGCGCCACACAUGCAAAAGCUGUGCCUUCUCUUCCUGACUUCGGGGACACCUAUCACGUCAAAGGUGUGAUCUCUUUGCCCUAUGCUGAAAUUUUGGAGCCAUUUGAGGGCUGGUUUGACCUCGCAGCAAAGUCCAGCCGUAUAGACUAUUAUCAUGGCCAGGUCUCCACUUACCAGUUGGCGGCUCAGCAGGAGUUUGGCGUUUCCUAUAAAAUCACUCCUGAGACCACAGAGGUGGAGCAAAACGUCAUGAAGUGCUUUCAGGUGAACGGCACGAAGGACGAAGCGGUCGCACCGCAAGCGUCGCUGCCGGACGUUCAGGGCUUCCAGUUCUUGAGGAUGGAGUAUUACGGCGGCUCGCUGUGCGAAGUCUGGCAGAACGUGACGACUGUGGGCCACAAGAAGAACACCUACACACUGUGGGUGACAAACGCAGAGAAAAGCACAGACGGACAGAAAAGCACUUCCAUACCCCUACACUACGAGAUGAUGGGAUACAACACUCUGCUGGGGUCCCAUUAUGACAAGUACCUGGUGGACUACAAAGAGUUCAGCACCCGUUUUGACCCCAAAGUUUUCUCUCUGCCUGAAGGGAUGACUUGUGGGGGAUUCCCAGGUCCAGGGGUGGAGCACCACCUGCUGGCUAACCCGAUGAAGGAACUCAUCUACACCUCGGCUUCAGGCCACUCUCAGAAGAUGUUCAGUCAUUUCAAGGAGAAGUUCCAGCGUCAGUAUGGCGACGACAUGGAGCACGAGGAGAGAGAGCAUGCUUUUCUUCACAACCUCAGGUAUGUCCACUCUAAGAACAGAGCUGGCCUGUCCUUCACCCUGGCUCUGAACUCGCUGUCGGACCGCACCAUGUUGGAGCUAGCAAGCAUGAGGGGGAAAAAACAAAGCAAGACCCCAAACAAGGGUCUCCCCUUCCCAACGAAGCUGUACAAAGGGGUACAAGUACCCGAGUCUCUGGACUGGAGACUUUAUGGUGCUGUGACUCCAGUGAAGGACCAAGCCAUCUGCGGCUCCUGCUGGAGCUUUGCCACCACUGGAGCAGUAGAGGGCGCCCUCUUCCUAAAGACGGGCUCCCUGCAGAUCCUGUCCCAGCAGAUGCUGGUGGACUGCUCCUGGGGCUUUGGCAACAACGGCUGCGACGGUGGGGAGGAGUGGCGAGCGUACGAGUGGAUCAUGAAACACGGAGGCAUCGCCACCACGGAAACCUACGGCGCCUACAUGGGAAUGAACGGAUUCUGCCAUCUGAACUCGUCGCAGCUCACCGCCCACGUCAAAAGUUACACCAACGUGACAUCGGGUGACGCGGACGCCCUCAGGUUGGCCCUCUUCAAGAACGGCCCGGCCGCCGUCAGCAUCGACGCCUCGCACCGAUCGUUCGUCUUUUACAGCCACGGCGUUUACUACGAACCGGCUUGUGGGAACACCAUGGACGAUUUGGACCACGCCGUGCUCGCGGUGGGGUACGGCACGUUGAACGGGGAGUCGUACUGGCUGGUUAAGAACUCUUGGUCCACAUACUGGGGCAACGACGGCUACAUCCUGAUGUCUACGAAGGACAACAACUGCGGAGUCACUACAGCCGCUACCUACGUCACUCUGGCCUAGAUACUUCCUGUUUGCUGUUGAUGUUUACGCUGUUGUCAGUGCCUGGGUCUGAACGACACUUUAUGUUUGGUGUCUAAGCAGCCUGAAAAUAUUUAGGGGCGCACUGAUCCACUUCUUUCAUUUCCAAUCACAAUAUCUGAGGUUCAGUAUCGUCCGAUACAGAAAAACAGUGCUGAAUUAACGUAGAACUUUCUUUUUUUAAACAGACUGAACUACUAUAUUACAAAUUUAUUUGAUGACUUUGUACCAGUACAGACGCCAAUAGCAUGGCAAAUAUUUUUUUGUUAAGUCAGUGUAAUUAGGAGUAUAGGAGGCAAUGUAACCUGACAGACAGUAGGUUGACUAUCUUGGUUGAACAGGUGUAAAUUAAACUUCAGCAAACUUUCAUUCGAAUCGUUCAGGAAGUUCAAUUAGCAAUUCUAAAGUACGACAUCACUCGGAGCGCAAAGCAUAUAGAAUUAUAUUGAAUAGAUCUGUCUUUGUGGAUCAAGCACGUUGCCACUGAUUCAUAAUCUAGAAUUUUAUUUCACUAUCGGAACCGAUACAGAUAAUAUCGGAUCGGUGCAUCUCUGAAAGUAUUGUUUUGCAAAAGUUGCACAAAUAUGUGGUCUUUCUUUUUGUUUUGUUUCAAACAUGUUUAUUGCUGGAGGCAUCAAGGCACUACGCCUUCAUUUCAGUUAUACAAAAUACAUUUCAUCACACAUUUCCACUUGAUCGUUACACAUUUGACAAAAUCGUGACAAUAAAAACGCUGAAAGUUC
This is a messenger RNA of Gambusia affinis (western mosquitofish), 2555 nucleotides long. Its product is annotated as digestive cysteine proteinase 2-like. The record is from RefSeq and is a predicted model, not a curated record. The transcript is spliced from 11 exons. Gene Ontology annotation, molecular function: cysteine-type endopeptidase activity. Gene Ontology annotation, biological process: immune response. Gene Ontology annotation, cellular component: lysosome. Bases 139 to 1794 code for a protein of 551 amino acids. NCBI's taxonomy places the organism in Eukaryota, Metazoa, Chordata, Actinopteri, Cyprinodontiformes, Poeciliidae.